Messenger RNA from Siniperca chuatsi (mandarin fish), 10763 nucleotides. It is a transcript of the gene shank3a, whose product is annotated as SH3 and multiple ankyrin repeat domains 3a. NCBI's taxonomy places the organism in Eukaryota, Metazoa, Chordata, Actinopteri, Centrarchiformes, Sinipercidae. The transcript is spliced from 26 exons. Gene Ontology annotation, cellular component: dendritic spine; postsynaptic density; postsynaptic membrane. Bases 112 to 6126 code for a protein of 2004 amino acids. The record is from RefSeq and is a predicted model, not a curated record. Gene Ontology annotation, molecular function: synaptic receptor adaptor activity; ionotropic glutamate receptor binding.
GUAAGUGGUGUGUGCGUGCAGUGUGAGGUAAGCGAGAGCCAUCGGUGUGUGUGUGUGUGCUUGUGUGUGUGUCUGGAGAGAGAGACAUAGACCGAGCCCCUAACACGGAGCAUGCCUCUGCGUCCGGCAGCCGGCAAACAUGAGCCGCCCAGCCCUCCACGGCAGGACCAGCAGCAGCAGCAGCACACACACACACACUCAUACACACUCACACACCCUUACACACACGCAGCAAACGGCAGCCAGGGGGCCAGCACUGACAGCGGCAGCUCCCGGGAAGAGGACAGCGGCGUUCCCAUUCCUGUCGGUGUUCCGGCUUUCUGUCCCAGUGCAGAGUGGAGCCACAGUGCAAGAGCACCCAUGGAGGAGCCGACAGGCAACACCGUGGUCAUCCGCAUUGGAAUCCCAGACCUACAACAGACGAAAUGUAUGAAAUUCAAUGUGGAUGCUCCUAUUUGGCUGUCCAAGCAGCGGAUCCUGUGUACUCUCAACCAGAGCCUGAAGGAUGUACUCAACUAUGGCCUAUUCCAGCCGGCUUACAACGGCAAGGCUGGCAAGUUUCUGGAUGAGGAGAGACAGCUAAGGGAAUACCCCUUCCCAUCCAUCGCUCCUGUACCUUACCUGGAGUUCCGCUAUAAAAGACGUGUCUACACCCAGACUCACCUGGAUGAAAAGCAGCUGUCUAAGCUUCACACCAAGGGUUGCCCUUCCUCCCUGGAGAGGACAGUGGUUGCAGAUCCCCAUAGUGACAUACAGGCUAACCUGAAGAAGUUUAUGGAGUAUGUGCAGCAGAGGAACAUUGAAAAGGUCUCAAGGUUCUUGGAAAAAGGCCUGGACCCAAACUUCCAUGAUCCAGACACAGGAGAAUGUCCUCUAACGCUGGCAGCACAGCUGGAGGGAUGUGCAGAGCUCAUCAAGGUGCUGAAGAGUGGAGGGGCACAUCUGGAUUUCAGAACAAAAGAUGGCAUUACUGCCCUACACAAGGCCGUGCGCAGCAAGAACCAUACAGCGCUUAUAACACUGUUGGACUUGGGUGCAUCACCUGACUAUAAAGACAGCAGAGGGCUGACUCCUCUCUACCAUAGCUCGAUGGUAGGAGGAGACCCCUACUGCUGUGAGCUGCUGCUGCAUGAUCAUGCACAGGUUGGCUGUGUGGAUGAGAAUGGCUGGCAGGAGAUACACCAGGCAUGCCGCUACGGCCACGUGCAGCACCUGGAACACCUGCUGUUCUACGGAGCUGACAUGAGCGCCCAGAAUGCAUCUGGAAACACUGCCCUGCAUGUGUGUGCUCUCUACAAUCAGGAUAGCUGUGCACGAGUUCUCCUAUUCCGGGGGGGCAAUAAAGAGAUAAAGAACUACAACAGCCAGACCGCCUUUCAGGUGGCUAUUAUAGCAGGAAACUUUGAUCUGGCUGAAAUCAUAAAGGUCCACAAAGUAUCAGAUGUUGUGCCUUUCAGGGAGACCCCCUCCUACACCAACCGCCGACGUGCAAUUCCUGGCCCCCUGCCCUCGCCACGUUCCUUGCUCCGCUCUGCAAGUGACAACAACCUGAACGGGGACCACGAUCACAUCCACGGUCAGGCCCCCAGAGAAAUGCGUGGCCGUCAGGGUCACUCCUCUGUCCCCUCACUGCGCAGUCUGCCAGCUCUUGGGCAGCAGCACAGCAGCUUUGGAGAGAGCCGUCAUGGAGAGAUCCCUGACAGCAGUCUCCAAAGUACGGGCAGCUCAAGAUCCUCCCAUUCUCGCUCGCCUUCACUACAUCACAUGCACGAGGAGGACAAGCCGGUUCCCAGAAGGUCCCACAGCCAUGGCUACCCUCACGGAUACAGCCAUCGUGGAAGACUCAGCCCUGGCUCAGUGCAGCGAGACCCAAGCCCCCCUCAUCACACCCCUGCAGCGCUGACGGGCCCCCGCGGGCCCAAGCGGAAACUCUACAGUGCUGUCCCAGGACGUACCUUCAUCGUGGUCAAGCCCUACACGCCACAGGGGGAGGGAGAGAUCCAACUCAACCGUGGAGAGAGAGUCAAAGACUAUGACUGUAAUGACGUAGAAGUGCUGAGUAUAGGGGAAGGAGGUUUCUGGGAAGGCACGGUCAAAGGGAGGACAGGCUGGUUCCCAGCAGACUAUGUGGAAGAAGUUCAGAUGAGGCAGUAUGACCCACGGCUAGAGACUCGGGAGGACCGCACUAAGAGACUGUUUAGACACUACACUGUGGGAUCCUACGACAACUUCACCUCAUACAGUGACUAUGUCAUAGAGGAGAAGAAUGCUGUUUUACAGAAAAAAGAAAAUGAGGGGUUUGGCUUUGUCCUGCGGGGAGCCAAAGCUGAGACGCCCAUUGAAGAGUUCACCCCCACCCCAGCGUUCCCUGCCCUUCAGUACCUGGAGUCUGUGGACGUGGAGGGAGUGGCCUGGAGGGCUGGUCUGAGGACAGGAGACUUCCUCAUUGAGGUAAACGGGGUGAAUGUAGUGAAGGUGGGCCAUAAGCAGGUGGUAUCCUUGAUCCGGCAAGGGGGCAACAGGCUGCUGAUGAAGGUGGUGUCUGUCACACGUAAACCUGAGUCUGAGGAAGUUGUUCGCAAGAAAGCUCCCCCACCACCCAAGAGAGCUCCCAGCACCACCCUGACACUGCGCUCUAAGUCCAUGACCGCUGAGCUGGAAGAAUUGGCUUCUGCUCGGAGGAGAAGAGGAGAGAGACUAGAUGAGAUGUUGGCAUCCCAGGAGUCUAUGUUGCGUUCUCAGCCCUCUGAGACAGAUUACAGAGCAGCCACUGUCAAACAACGGCCUACCAGCAGGAGAAUAACACCAGCAGAGAUCAGUUCACUCUUUGAGAGACAAGGGAUGACUCUACAUGGAGGUCUUCACCCAGGCAUUGAGAGAGGUCACAUACCACUACCAAAGGGGAUGUCCAGGACCAAGUCUUUUGGUGCCACUGAGGAGGAUCGGCUGUCUGCCCUUGCAGGCGAGCACAGAUUUCCCCGCAGUUCCUCUAUGACAGACAGCCUCAGAGACCACUCACAGCCCCAUCCCAUCCCUCCACCUCCACAAAUGGCACCUCCUCCUCCUCCCUACUACCUUGACACUGGUCCUCCCCCAGCCUUCUGCCCCCCUCCUCCCCCAUCUAGGACCCAGAGUCAGGGCCAUGAGCCUGGAGGACGCUCCAGCUUCAAACCCUCCUCCUUGGACCUGCCUUAUGAGGCCACUCAGCGCCAGGCCACACACAUUGAGCGACAGAAGAAAGCUCGCUCCAUGAUCAUUCUCCAGGACUCUUCCCAUCUACCUGUAGAACCCACAGAAAUUCCACGUCCUUCUGCUGCUACUCCACCUGAGCGAAUCAAAAGGAAGGGUCGUGUUAUUGACAACCCUUAUGCUAAUGUGGGUCAGUUUAGCAUUGGACUGUACACACCCACCAAGCCCCAGAGGAAGAAAAGUCCCCUGGUGAAACAACUACAGGUGGAAGAUGCACAAGAAAAAGCUAGUUUGGCCUUAGCUGCUGCCCACUCCAGAGAGAGCUCACCCUCAGGACGACACCCACAUACUCAUGGGCACACACACACCAGCCGUGCAGACUACUACCAGCAGCAGCUGAUGGCUGAGCGAGAGCGUAUGCGUGCCCAGGGAGAGAUGAUGUUUCAGGGUAAAGGUCCCUUCGCCGCUGCAAUUGCUGGAGCGGUGAAAGAUCGUGAGCGCCGCUUGGAGGAACGGAGGAAAUCCACUGUCUUCCUUUCUGUUGGGACCAUGGAGGGGGCGUCCACCACCAGCUCUGAUGCUCCCUCUUUGACUCAGUCUCACUCCAUCGAUGAACGGAUGCUCACGCGAGAGCUUGGACAGCUGCCUCCCCCUGCCUUGGCCCUGAGCCCCUCACCUAGUGGGACCACCUUUAUCCAUCCGCUCACAGGAAAGCCCCUGGACCCCAACUCUCCACUGGCUCUUGCGCUGGCCGCAAGGGAGAGGGCACUGACUUCCCAGUCCCCAGCUAGCAGCCCAGAGCCUAGGACUAAACAGGAGCGGGCAGGCCAGGGCAUAAUAUUCAUUGACCCUCAGACCAAAGAGUCUCCACACGGGGAAGGGGCACACACAUCUCCCCCUUUCUCGCCUAACAGCGCCAAGGCAGCAGGGUAUGGAGUUCCCCCGGCAUCAAUUUUAGUUCCCCAGCCCACCAAACUCCAGUGGGCCACAUCACCCUCGCCUGUAUCAUUCCGGCAGGAGAUGGAGGCCAGAGUAGAGGAGAGGAAGGAGGAGAAGAGACUAGAGGAUAAAAAAAGUAUGUUGAUCAGUAUUAUGGAUACGUCACAGCAGAAGACAGCAGGGCUAAUCAUGGUCCACGCUACCAGUAACGGCCAGGCUGUUGGUGUGGGUUCAGAACUAGAACAGACCCCUGCCCCAACGUCCAUGGAGCCCAGCAAAUCUCCAAGUCCACGGGCUAAAUCCCCCAGUCCCACAGUCUCCCAGUCCCAGGCCCAGCUUCAGGCACAACCUCAAACUCCACGUCCUGCCAGUCCCGCCCAAGAGAAGAGUCUGGCUCAGGGAAGCUCAGAGGAGGAUGUGGAUCCAUACACAGUGACCCUGCCCCCUGCAAUGUUGUCCUCCAGUGAUGAGGAAACAAGAGAGGAGCUACGUAAGAUUGGAGUUGUUCCACCACCAGAUGAGUUUGCUAAUGGGCUGCUGGCACAGGCACAGGGGAUGCCAGUGUCCCCAGCUAAACCUGCCUCCUCUGCCACCACCCCUACAACACCAACACCCCAAACUCCCUCAACCCCAACAACACCAACUAUGACCCCCACCCAGCCUCAGCCUCCCCAGCCCCCACCUCCACCCAGUGCAGUAGCUGUCUCAGGGAAGCCCUCUGACCCUCUGGAGCCCCCACCGGUGGGCGAGUCUGGCUCUGCAGCUGACUCAGGCGUGGAGGAGGCUGACACGCGCAGCUCCAGCGAGAGAGAGCGAGACCACCAUCUCGAGACCACCAGCACCGUCUCCACGGUUUCCAGCAUGUCCACAUUGUCCUCAGAAAGCGGCGAGCCUGCCGACACACACACCACGCACACCUCCUAUGCCGACGGGCAGACUUUUGUGCUCGACAAGCCGCCAGUGCCUCCUAAGCCCCGACUCAAGUCCCAGAUAGGAGGCAGUAAAGGCCCCGUCACCUUCAGGGACCCUCUGCUGAAGCAGAGCUCCGACAGCGAGCUGCUAUCACAGCAACAGGCUGCAGCCCUGGCUGCUGCUGCAGCUGGAGGAGCUGGGCUGCCCUCAGGUGGUUCAGCUUCAGUGACUGGACUAGCCCCCACCAAGCCGCGCUACCUCUUUCAGCGGAGGUCCAAGCUGUGGGGGGACCCAGUGGAGCCUCGUGGCCCAGGGGUGGGGCUAGGUAUUGGGAGUUUGGGCAAUCUUGGUGGGCUGGGACUUGGGCUGGGUGCAGAUGAGGGAGCAAAACCAUCUGUUAUGGGGGAGCUCAGUUCACGACUACAGCAGCUAAAUAAAGACACUAGGUCAUUGGGAGAGGAACCAAUGGGAGCGUCACUUGACCCUGGGAGGAAGUCACCUGUGGCAGGUGCCAGACUUUUCAGCAGCCUAGGCGAGCUCCACACAAUUUCUCAGAGAAGUUAUGGCACCACAUACACCAUUCGCCCUGGCAGCCGUUACCCCGUCACCCGACGCACCACAAGCCCAGGUUCAGGCUCACCUGAUCGGGGCGACCCUCUUGGACGAUUCUCAAGCUACGGCCUACCGACCUCACCGACUACACCACCACAAACCAUCCUCAAAUCCUCUAGCCUCAGCCUACCCCAGGAGCCUAAAGAGGUCCGCUUUGUAAUGAGGAGCUCCAGCGCCCGUUCCCGCUCUCGUUCCCCUUCCCCGUCACCUUCCCAUUCCCCUGGGCUGGGGUCACCCCUUUUAGCCCUCCGGCCCUUCCACCAGAAACCCCUCCACCUCUGGAAUAAGUACGACGUUGGAGACUGGCUGGAGAGCAUCAAUCUGGGGGAGCACAGAGCAGGGUUUCAGGAACAUGAGAUCGAAGGCUCUCACCUCCCAGCUCUAACCAAGGAUGACUUUGCAGAGCUGGGAGUGACACGAGUUGGACACCGCAUGAACAUUGAACGAGCACUAAAACUGCUGCUAGAGAGCUGACCCCUGCCCUGAGACACAGCAACAUAUGGAUAGAAAGAUGAAGAUAGAACAGGCAAGAUAUAGAGUUGAUGAAAGAGCAAACAUAGGGACCGCUCCUCUUUUACUCUGGCUGCUUUUAUGUUCUGAAUCACAAAUGUUUACUUGUGGUCCUUAGCGAAGCUUUACGUUCCCGUUCUGCAUUAAUACCCUGCACUUGGCACUGCACUGAAGAGGAGGAGUCAAUACAUUCAUCCCCCUCUACUCGGCCUUUAGUGUCUGCCCACCUCCUUGCCUGCAGCCAAUUAGAUCAGACCUCAAAAUGGGCUCUGGUCUUUGCCGAGAAGAAUCGCAUGACCUCCAAUUAAAACAUUUGAUUUGUGAAAGCUUCAGUUGUUCCCUUAGUAACACCCACACUUUCUCUCUCACUAUUCCCUCCUCUCCUCUCUACCUCUAUCCCUCCUUUUUUAGGCCUCUGAAAGCCUUUAAGCAGUUUGAGUAAAGGAGGAGGAGGAGGAAGAAUUUUCGUUCCAAACAGAAAGCUCAGUUGCCUUUCAAAAUAUUUAUACAGAGAUCAAUAAUGAUAAACACAGGACUAUGGACAUAGUGCUGACACAGCUCUGAAAAGGUGCGUCUUCUCUAUUCCUGCUGUUGUUUUUAACCCGAAGACUUUGGAGCCCAGAGGUGGAGCUCCACAAAGUAAACCACGGGAGAAAACCCCUCUGCCUUGGUACCCAGACUGUGCUAUCUAUUAUAUUUGGAGAAUGUUUAACCAACACUCGUGGCUUUUUUCAUAAUCACUUUUUGGUUUUCCAAAGGGAAUAUUAUAUAUAUAUAUAUAUAUAGGUAUUAUAUAAUAUGAUAUAUAUGUAUCUAAAUAUAGCUUUCAGAAGAAAAGACAAUGUUGCAAAGAGGAAAUAUAAUAAAUUUAUCUGCGCCUGUUUUUGGUUUUUAGUAUAGAAGGCACAGAGAAAUCUUUAAAUUUAUUCCACCAAUAGUUUACUCAUUUCUACCAUAUAUAUAUAUGAAAUUUUAAAAAGUAUAUAGAUGUGGAAAUGAAAUUUUUGUCAUAGGUAUACAACUUUCCUUAUGGUCACCCUUUCUUGAACCGUAGCAUGCUGAGUUGCAUCAUGUCUUGGACAGAGAGUUUGUUGUUUGUUUUUAUUUUCUUACGGUCUUCCUUCAUACUAAAGGGCAUCCCGUAAUGUGAGGCUGAGACCACAGUUGACACCCAUCCCUACUGCUUCAGCUACAGAUCUCCCUGACGUGGUUCUGACUCUACUUUAUCCACAACAACAUACAGUAAGGACCGACUAAUGAGACAGCUAAUUGGUAAAAGGGGCUCUUCAUCUUUUGCCUGUUAAUCACUCAGGGAUGGAAGUUUGGGGCACUAGCAUGGAGAGGUAGUUGGCUGUUGUUUUAAUACUAUCAAUUUAAAUUCCUACCUGUGAGGACAAUUUAACACCACCACAGUCUGAAAAAUGUUAGAGGGCUAGUAAAAUUUCCAUCCCUGUGACUCCUGAUGAUGCUUCUCAGACCAGUCUGCACUAGGUCUGGAACAGUGAAAGAAGGCGGUCAGGAGAAGAAAAUAUUAAGAUUUUUAUCAUCACCAGUGGAGAAGAAAUGAUCAUGGAAGAUAGCAGAAAUAUCUUUCAGAUUUAAUUUUUGCUACAGAAGGAAACCACUAUUAUAAGUUCCAAGUGUGUGAACCUGAACCCAAAUUAAGCUUAAACUGUUGAAAUAAAGCAAAUGUUUGUUUUCCUUAAAAUCAGCUUUUACCUGGUGUGUAACCAACAACAAGGUGUAAACUUGUCAUACAAGGGCUUAAAUGAGCUAGACAUAAAGUCUGUGCCCUUCUGAAAUGCCACUGCAGGGAAUGUGUCUGUAGUUUAUCUGGCUGUGGGUAUGGGAAAGCCUCUGUAAGGUCUUAAAGAAAAUUCAGUAUUUUACAACCUGGCCAUGUCUUGCAACAUUGCUGCUUCCCUGUAUCUCUACGAUUUCCUUAGUGAGUAAAAUAUUAUCAUAAACGGUGGCAACCAGAACUCUAAAAAUAAGACCCAGGUUGUAAAACAUCAAACAAAAAAAACUGAAUUUUCCUUUAACAAUACAAGAUCUGCAAUUGUACUCAUGAGUAGCUUCUGCUGGCAGUGAGAAACAGUGAGUUAUAUUCAUGCAACAAAAAGCAUUUUAUCCAUAGCUUUUCUCUAACAAAAGGCCAGGUAAUCUCUAUUACCACUAAAAACCUCCGUACAUCAGCAGCAUCCAGUCAGUUUGCCGAGGCAGUUUCACUUGGCAAGUUGUGUGCAUCUUUUUUCUUUUCUUUUUUUCUAACAGUUUGUAAAAGCGGUUGGUGAAUAUAACGUCGUAUCUGGGUUGUAGGAAUAGCACUCACUGCCUCACUGUGACCUCACUGAUUAUUUUACUUCUGACUCCAGUGUUACAGUACGUCUUCAGACUCAUUUGGACUUUUUGUGUUUAUGGUUUUAUAUUGUUUUCUUUUUUGAUUUGUUACCCUCGGACACUGUGGGUAGAUUUUUGUAGCGUGUUGAACACUCAUUUGAGUUUUAGAGUGACAGAAAAAAGAGAAAAAAAAUGAAUAUCCUGUCCAUUCUAAACAUGAACAAACUACGAAAAUUUGCUCUCUUUUUUUUUAAUCACAAGCAAUGUAUAUAUGAUAGAUUUCAUAUAAAUUUUUGAAAACAAGAAGUAUAUAGAUCUAUAUAUGAAUGUUUGGCAUAUAUGCAUAGUUAACCACCUGUGGAAAAGGUGAGCAGAUUUUAUUCUUUCUAUGAACUCUUGAACUUUUGAACUCUGAACUAUGAACUAGGGGAUGAUUUGCACAAAACAAGGUGACAAGGUGCUAACAUAAAAGCCACCCAACGUCCAAGCGCAUGUGUGCAUCUGGAUUCCCUGAAUCUCUUUGUGUGGUCGUUCCUCUUCACCAUGUGUGUAUGACUGUGUGUAAAUGCUUGCUUAUGUUUCCAUUUCUUGUAUGUAUUUGUUUGAGAGAAAGAGACAAUGAGAAUACACGUGACAGUGAGAGAGUGUGUGGAUAAUUGUUAGGGUUUACAUCUUUGGAGUUAGUCCACUAUAGCCUUACUGUAUUACCAUCAGAGAUUCCCGGCAGUGGCUGUGUCACACAAACACACACACAAUACAUACACACACAAACAGAAAAAUGCACACAUACAUUCAUCUUCUAUUCGAGACUGAUCAUUGAUCUGCAUUCUUGUUUUGUAGUAAGUGAAGUCUUCAAAAAUUGGACUGCUCUGCCCAAGAGGCAGAGACAGACAGAUAGAGAGAGGUUACCGCAGGGUACUGAACAAAACCAUUGUCACAUUUUAUAUUGUAAGACAACUACAACUCACCUUUUAACUAUGUAGGUACAGCUUAUGCAGUGUCACUGUUUUGUAAACCCAUUCCCAGAUGGCUUCUGCGCUCCUUACCCUCCACUCUGUCUGGCAGUACUCCUUUUUCCUUUUUCAGACCUUCAGUUUCUGAGUUUUGGAUAUGCUAUAUGAGGUGAUUCAGUGAGGAACAAACAACACAAAGGAAAAAUGUGCCAAAAAAUAACUUAACUUUUAACUGUAUAUUUGUCUUUGCUUUAGGACUAUCUUAGUUACAGCAUUCUUGAGCUGUUAGACUCAAUAAUAUGGUGCCAUCUCCUGGAAAUCUUGAGAACUACAGAUAUUUGUUAGAUCAUUCUGUAUUCCUGACAGAUGGAAAUACAGUCAUUGUUAUUAUUUUGUAAAGAAACAGGCUAUUGUGUGUGUGUGUGUAUGUAUAUAUAUAUAUAUAUAUAUAUAUAUAUAUAUAUAUAUAUAUAUAUAUAUAUAUAUCCAUAUAGCCUGUGUAUAUCUACCUGUGAGCUUAGCAUUAACAUUUCUAUUUAAAUUUUGAGAAGUAUCGCAAUUGCUUGAUUUUACUGUGAUGAAGGUUAUUAUCCAACUUGGCUUACUGUUCCCAUAUAAAUACAAACACUUAAGAGGUAAACGUGUACAGUCCGGACUCACACAGGCUGGCCUGGUUAUAAGAAACAAUGCUGUAGUGAAUACCUGGUCAGAUGGGUGUGUAAGUUUACCACAAAUACAGAUGCAAAAUGAUUCUACAGAGCAAAGUGUAACAGACUUACACAUCAAUAGGUCAAAUAAGUUCAGUGAAGGGUUAUCUUUGUCUUAUUUUCUAAUCAACAAAGCACAAUCUACAUAAUGUAGGGGGAGCAGUGUAACUUUUUUAAAAACCUACUGGGGAUCCAGUCACCCACUGGAACCAGUGAUCUUAUCAUCAAAGUUUUUUUUUUUCUCCAUUGUUGGUUUUCUCCUUGUUUGCACUGUGAAGUUUAGAACGGUGGAUGUAUCACUGCAACGCCUCAGCCUUGUCUCACAUGUGAACUUCCCCUUCUCAGCAUCCGAUGACCAGGCAAAUCAUCUACGACCUUUCUCCCAGCGACUUCUGGACGCUUAUAGCAUUAGAACCUGCCCCCUCCAUUUUAAUACAUGAAAGCCCAAGUAGAAAUCAAAGUUAACCAUAAGCUACCUAGUAUUCUUCAUGCAAACAGAAUAAGGGUGACAGUGAAGGCUGAGGCCUGUUGCCCAGGAUAUCUCCACCACAAAGAUAUAUGUUUGUUAUAUUAUGUAAUAAAUUUAUAAUUAAAACAUGAA